UCAUUCAAAAUUUUCAAUUAAAUAUCUAUGUUGGAUGUUUAAUUUAUCUAUCUUAUGUUCAAAUAUUGAAUUACAAAUAAAGUCCAGUCAUUAUAUGCAUAAAAAAAAACAUGUUUUGAUGGUCACAGUUACAUCAAUCAAGAAAUGGAUUCCAGUGAAAAAUUAGAACAAGAGCGGCAUAGUUUAGAAUUACUUAAAGAACAAGUAAAACGUAGCAGUCAACUAUCUGAAAAAAUGGUCGAUAUUUUAACUUCAUUUGAAAAUCGUCUUGGUAGUCUUCAACAGACUAUAUUACCAAUCUAUAAUGAAAUGGAAAAUUUACAAUUAAAAAAAAAUAAUGUAGAAAAAACACUUUUUGAACUUGAUAGAGUAAUAACAUAUCACGACGUAUGCCCCCAAGUAGAAUCAAUUAUUUUAUCUAGACCUAAUGGUCCAGAUGGAUUAAAUGAAUAUUUAGAUGCUAUGGAAAAAUUGUUAGAAGCACAGGUAUAUUUUGAGAAAAACAAUCCACAAAGUGUUGAACUUGAGAAUGUAUCUUCACUUUUCAAAUCUGGAGGAGAUACUAUUCAAAGAGAAUUUAAAGAAUUACUUUUAAAAUAUAGUAACCCAGUUCAACCUGCUAUACUUCUUGAUAUAGCUACUAAUGAUGAAGAACUAUUGACCGAUGAUUCAUCCUCUGUUAGUUCUAUUAAUCACUUCCCAGAAAAUGUUUCAUCAGAUCUCAUUCGCCUAGCAGACUGGUUGAUUAGCCAAUCACGUGAUGAAUACAUGAAUGUUUAUGCUAGAGUACGUGCAAAUACUUUAACAAAGUCUAUAAGUACUCUUAAAGAAUAUCAAAAGGCUGGUAGUGCUGGUAGUAUUCACAUGGCUGUUGGACAAACUAUGGGAUCUCCUGUCAUAAAAACGAAAUUUCCACAUAAGAGUGAAAUCACUGUAACUAGAAAAACUUCAAAACGUAUUCAACAUGUAUUUGAAAGGAAGGCUAAUCGAAUGUUAAUGAAAGCAUCCCAAACUAUUGGACAAUCCACAGGAUUAAACUUAGGGACAAGAAGACCCAAUCUUCUUGAAAAUAAAGAAGAUGUUGUGGAAGAACAAGAGAUGGAAAACUAUUUAGUGUCUGUUAUUGCUUUGCAAAGACUAAUGCAAGCAGAACUUAACCUCAUGAUUGGUAUAAUACCUAUUAAACAUCAUCAUCAAGUGUUUCAAAUUAUUAUACAAGAGAGUCUUUCUUCUAUUGUUCACGAAGGAGAGAAUAUUUCUACUAGAGCAAAACGUUGUAUACAUAGAAAAGAAUUUGCAAGUGUAUUUGUGAUGUUUCCUAUACUGAAACAUUUAACAUCUAUGAAAAUUGAUUUUGAACGUACAAUGGAAGGAUGUGACCCAACUGUAAGAGGGCAAUAUUCAACAAUUAUGAAUACUUUUCAUUCCACUGGACUUCGAACAUUGGAAGAGAUAAUUGAAAGUGUUAGGUCUGAUACAUCAAUGGGAUUACCUCGAGAUGGCACUGUUUAUCAAUUAACUAGUGAUGUUGUUGUACUUAUGGAACAACUUCUUGAAUACAUAGAUAGUGUUGGACCACUUUUAUCUCAAGUUCCUAUUUAUAACAAUAUGGUACCACAUCACUUACCAUUGCCCGAAAAAUAUAAAUUUCUUUUAGGACUUUAUAUAAAAAAAGUUCUAUCCCAAUUAAAUUUAAUGCUUGUUAAUCGAAGUGAUUCAUACAGUGAGCCUGGUGUGAAAUACUUAUUCAGGUUAAAUAAUUCUCAUUAUGUUAUUAAAGCAUUACAACGAUCAGCUCUUCUUGAUAUUGUUUCUUUGACUGAACCUGAGUGUGAAAAUACAUAUCUUGAGAUGAUAGCUUCACAUAAAAAAUCAUACCAACAAUGUUGGAUCAAAAUUAUUGGUUAUAUUACUAAUUUAGAUGAUAUUCAAUUAAUAAAUGGCAAACCAAAAGAUAAAGAUCGCAACUUAAUAAAAGAAAGAUUUGCAGGCUUUAACAAAGAAAUUGAAGAAAUUUUGAAACUUCAAAGAGGAUAUACAAUACCAGAUAUUGAACUACGAGAGGGACUUAAACGUGAUAACAAAGAAUACAUAUUACCUAAAUAUAAUGCUUUUUAUGACAGGUUUUCACAAACAUCAUUUACUAAGAACCCAGAAAAGUAUGUAAAGUUUACUCCAUCUCAUGUAUCAGCCAUGCUAGAUAGGUUUUUUGAUGUUGCAGCUUAAAUACACAAUUACGAGUUAUUUAUGAUGUGUACUGAUUUUUGAACUAAAAAAAUGAUUUAUUCAUGAUUUAAUAUAUAUUUGAAGUUAAUAGAGCUAUUUUGAUACUGAAUGAUUUACAAAUAUUUGUCAGCUUAAUAGAUACAUAUUUUAUUAGUAUUUAUAAAAAAAACUCGUGUAAUAUCUUUUAUGAGAGUAUUUCAAGUUAUUAUUUAUUAAAAAAUAUUUUUUAAAUGUAUUUUAAACGUAAAAAGUUUUAUAUUUUUAGUUUUAAAUGCCCAUUAUUUAUAAUAAUUUAUUUAUUUAGAUUCAGUGAAGUAAUAAUAUAAGAAAACACACAUAAUAUUUAAUAUAAGUAUUGUGUUAUUAUCAAAAUUUUAAUUUAAUUGCAUCAUUAAAUUGUUGAACAACAAUGUAUGGUAUGUUGUAUAAUUACAAAAAUGAGUAUUCAUUGGUCAUUUAACAUUGUUAACUAUAAAAUAUAUAACUCUAUUUUUCCAAUAUUAAAAAUUUUAUUUUUUUGUACGUUUGUUAAUUUUUUACUGUAUUUUAUUUUAUUUUUUAAUGAGGUAUGUUACCACUAUUUAAGAUAAAUUACUUAUAAUAUAGUUCAAAGAACUUUUUAAAAUAUAAAAGUUAAUUAUAUUUUGCCUUAUUUAUUAAUUGGGCAUAUUGAUAUAACUGUUUAGUUAACUAGUAUAGAAUAAUUAGUUGUAUAAAUAUAAAAAAGAAAUUGGAACUUAAUAUAUUAAAUACUUACUCA
Molecule: messenger RNA, 2986 nt
Organism: Daktulosphaira vitifoliae (grape phylloxera)
Lineage: Eukaryota; Metazoa; Arthropoda; Insecta; Hemiptera; Phylloxeridae
Gene: Exo70
Product: exocyst complex component 7
Exons: 14
Coding region: 145-2226 (693 amino acids)
Biological process (GO): exocytosis
Cellular component (GO): exocyst
Molecular function (GO): phosphatidylinositol-4,5-bisphosphate binding
Source: RefSeq, a predicted model, not a curated record